AUGCACCUCCUCAACUCCGUUGUCCCACGUAAUAGGUCUUCUGUGGAGCCGCAGCAGUCGAUAUAUCCCUCCGACCUUCCCAAGGGUGCUGCCCGCGAUUAUGUAUCCCCAGUUGGAGAAUUACAGCCGCAGGCCUCCACGUUUGCCUCAGAAGCCCAUGUAAUCGUCGAUCCUGCACCAGUGGAUGGAUUACACCCCCAUCCAAAUGUUCCUAACCGCCCUCCCUUCGCUGACGUGCCCAUCUCCCCCACAUCCGAAUACCCUGACAUGUAUGGGCCACCCGUCCCAGAAUACCGAUAUGACGCCCGAGACGAUCCGAAUGCUUCCUUUUCAUUUGCUCCUAUGCAAGGUUUAUCAAAUGGAUAUGCCGAAUCUCUGGCACCCCAGUACGAUGCUCCUGAAGCCGGGGGCACGCAGGCGAUCUCACCGUCAGCGAUAUAUGAUAUGUAUGAUGAGGAUGAACCCGAAAGGCCGCCAUACGAAGAGAACCCAGAACCCAUCAGAGUAACCCCAGCUUUUCAAGAGUCGUUCACUGAUGUUUCCACUUUUAUGAGCGGAAAUUAUCCUUUAUUGCGUCGACCUUCGGAGUCUUCAUCCCUUUCAUAUCUCACCGAACAGAGACCAGAAUCCCAGAACUCACGAAUAACAACUUCUGACGCACCAACCUCAGAAUGGAAUCCCAUUGUGGAGGUUACAGUCAACCGCGCCAACACUGAAAGUACUUAUGAUUAUGCAUCGGAGGCUGAUGACUGGCAUCACGCUGGUCCCAGUAACCUUUCGAGACGAGUAACCAAUGAUUUACGCGCAAUUGUGAACUUUGAACAACGACUUCACCUGGAGUUGCAUGAAGAGGAGCCGGACGAUUGGUACGAGCAGGAGGAAGAUUUUAUAGACUUGUCUUUGUUGUCCAAUCUUGCUGUGCAGCUGCAGUUGAAGAUUACGCGAGGUACACACGUUAAAGGCAGCAUACCCUACCCUCGAGCAUUCACUGCUAAAGACAUCGUAUCGACUAUCCAAUCGAUAAUACAAAAAGAACUAUUACGCAGCCAUGGCGUUUCUGUUGGAGACCGAAGGGCAGCUCUACAAGUCUCCCGCAGUCUCCAAACGCAACUCUUCUUCUACGAAGUAGAAUGGGGUGGUCGAGUGCUUCAGGAUGGCGUAGAGGAUGUUUAUAUGUUCCUAGACGACCCAGAGGGAGCUACAGAUGGGGUGCCAGAGAGGGCAGAAUUGCCAUCAGGAGUGGUUACGAUGUUGACAAAGUGCUACUCUCCAAGUUGUGGUGAGGGUCCGGAAUGCUAUGCGUAUGGAUGCCCUCGAAAGGGUCUUGCCCAACUAAUUAGUUCGGUUGAUGUACCAACCUCCACAGUACGCGAAGACUGGUCGAAGAGUGUCCCCGCUGAGGUGAUGAAGUCUUUGCCAGAAAGCGAGAUCAAUCGUCAGACAAUUAUUCACAAAAUGAUCAGCAAGGAGGAACAGUAUUUGGAGGACCUGGACAUUGUAGAGUCCGUUUACAUCAAGCCCCUUCGUUACGCCGAUCCUCCUGUGAUGUCGUCGUACGUCCUUGAGGAGUUUAUUGAAGAAGUAUUUGGCAACAUUCUUGAACUGCGGGAAUGUAAUCGGCGGUUACUGGAGGUCAUGUAUGUUCGACAACGAGAACAGGCUCCAGUUAUUCAAAGGGUUGGAGAUAUCUUUCUGGAUGCGGCGACGGAGUUUAGGAUAGUAUAUCCUACCUAUGUUGGACAUCAUCCGCUUGCAGAGAAACGGUUGAAGGAGGAAGUGGAGCAGAAUCCCGAGUUUCGCCUUUUCAUGGAGAAAUGUUCGCGCAAACUAUCAACACAGUCCAGUGGCGCCCCUCGUUUGGAUCUGAAACACUACCUCAAUCGUCCCGCAGAGCAUCUACAAAAAUACCCUGUUUUAUUGGAUGCUGUAUACCACGAGACAGAAGUCGGGAAUCCUGAUGGUGAUUUUCUACGGGAAGCGAUCGCUGCCAUUAAGAACCUGCAUAAUGUUGCACAGCUGCGGACAUUCCAAUCUGCCAUGGGGAAGGGUGUCACCGGCAAGUGGGAAUGGCACGACCUUCUUUCAUCCGAUACGAGGAAGACUUUUACGAAGAGCGAAAGUCAACGCCAGUCACUAAUUUUUGAACUCAUAAAAGGAGAGAUGGCGUACGUUAGGGAUCUGGAAAACUUGGAAAACAUGUAUCUUCGGCCACUCAGAAACGCGGAACCUCCAAUCAUCCCAACUGACAGACUCGAUCAAUUCACUAUGGAUGUAUUGCACAACUUUAGUGAACUGCAUGCCCACCAUAGGCGAUUAGUCGACAACUUACACGAGAUUCAGCGAGAGGAACACCCCAGGAUACGAUCUAUCACUGCUGCCGUUUUUGAUGCAGCACUGAACUUCAGAGAAGCUUAUAUGGAAUAUAUACCCAACUACCCUAUUGCAGCAUACCGAAUCGAUGAUGAAAUGGCCAAUAACCCGGCAUUCAAAACGUUUGUUGAGCAUGCUAUAAGACAUCCUGAUGCUCAUCGGCUCGACAUAAAGGCUUUCAUCAAUCGACCGAUACCCCGGCUACUACGUUACGAACUUCUUCUCAAGCAGAUUCUAGGCGAGACAUCGGCGGGCAGUGAAGAUAGGAGUGCUAUUCCGCAGGUCAUCGAGGUGAUAAGUGCAUUAGCGAAGGAGACAGAGCCCGGCGUCGCCUCUGCUAAGCAGAAGGUGGAAUUAUGGAAGUACAAUUCAAAUCUGGUCUUCAAACCUGGCGAAAGUGUCGACAUGGACCUCCUCAACGAACAGCGAUCCUUGAUACAUACCGGAAAGUUGCUUCGACAACCUGACAGCGGUGUCGGAUGGGAGGGCUGGACAGAACUCUUCGUGUUACUCUUCGACAACUACAUGGUCAUGACCAAACCGAGGGAGAAGGACGGAGUCACAAAAUACCACGUCCAUCGAAGACCAAUACCCCUGGACUUACUUUCCAUCGUGAACUUCACUGAUCCCUCGACCCAACGUGGCUCAGGACUUUUGCGCACCCUUCGAACCGGGGACAGCGGAAGUAUUUCUAGUUCACGAGCUCCAGACAACAUCAGCGACUCUCGGGCCGUAUAUCCUUUCACAAUCCACUACAACGGACGAUUGGGUGGACCUUACAUUCUUUUUGCUGAGUCAGCUCAAGCUAGGUCAGAAUGGAAACCAAAGUUAGAGGAGGCACUCGGAUUACGCAAAGUGGUUCAAGAAUCGAACAAAGUCUUCGAAAUCGAAACUUUGAGCAUCGAAUCCUUCCUCGUUCCAUCCUUAAACAUGGGGCCGACCUCGUCAGCUUGGCAUGAUGGGACUCUGUUGUUCACCGGCAAAGUCACUUGUUCUGUGCCGUUUAGUACUCCAAACGGACGUGGACUGGUGGCGAUCGGGUGCGCAGAGGGCGUUUGGAUUGGAUUCCGUCAUGAUUCACGUUCCAUGCGUCGUGUACUUCACGUCAAGAUGGUUACACAAUGCGCUAUGCUAGAAGACUUUGGGUUGUUUUUAGUCCUAGCUGACAAGUCACUCUUUGCAUAUCACAUUGAAGCGCUCGUCCCCACUUCUACUUCGAGUAUCCAUGCCUCACAGGCGCCUCAAAAGAUCAACGGCUCCAAAGAAGUUCAAUUCUUCAGUGUUGGUACACUCCAUGGGCGUACUCUUGUCAUUUACAUGAAUAAGAAAGGGAAUGACAGUGUUUUUCACGUCGUCGAGCCUGUCAUCGACAAAAUCAAUGAAAGGCCGAAGGCUCCCGGUGGACUAUCUAUACUGGGGCGGAGGUCAAACAAGUCGGAAUGGUUCCGGAGCUACAGGGAAUUUGUUCUAUCUUCUGAGUCAUAUGACUUGAUCUUCCUCAAAGCCAAGAUUGCAGUUCUGUGCACAAAAGGGUUCGAAAUCAUGGAUCUCACCGAUUUCAAAAGUGUCACAAUACCGCAAAAAGAAGAUCCUCGAUACUCAUAUUUGACGAAGAGAUGUGACUCAUGUCGACCCCUUGGCAUGUUCCGACCUAAUGAUGAUGAGUUCCUUCUCUGUUAUAAUGAAUUUGGUAUAUUUGUGGACAAGCAAGGGCAUCCCAGCCGAACGGCAGGUCUCAUUGAAUGGGAGGGAACUGCCGAGCGAGUAGCGUUCCAUCCACCAUACAUCCUGCUGUUUGAUACGCGGUUCAUCGAAAUUCGACGUGUGGAGACGGGCCGUCUUUCGCAGAUCAUUCCAGGGAACGACGUGAGGUGUGUCUGGGACGGCCGAAGUAUGGACCUGAGUCUGGCGGCCUCACCGCCAGAAGGAUCGGACGAAAACAUGUCCCAAGAGCCGAGGGUUCAUGCGGUCAUGAAUGCCACAGAACCGACAGCAGUGCCCCAUGGCGGUGGUCGUCAACCAAGAGGAAUUGCUCAACAUGUGUUCGAGCUGAUUCCUACAAUUCCGUUGUACCUUCCUGGAUCCUUAGCAUCGCCCUCGACGACCUACUUCCCAAGAACGUUUUCACCUCCGCGCUCACCACAGCUACGCCCAACCAUGAGCUAUAGAUCAUAA
Molecule: messenger RNA, 4545 nt
Organism: Laccaria bicolor S238N-H82
Lineage: Eukaryota; Fungi; Basidiomycota; Agaricomycetes; Agaricales; Hydnangiaceae
Exons: 18
Coding region: 1-4545 (1514 amino acids)
Molecular function (GO): guanyl-nucleotide exchange factor activity
Source: RefSeq, a predicted model, not a curated record